UCUUUUCACUGUGUCAUAACGAAGACGAACCUGGAAGUUGUGCUGUUCAGCGGUGGUAGAUGUCGUUACUAGGAUAGCUAAUUAGCUAUCUCAGUAUCGAGAAGAUCAACGCUUUAGAUAAAUAUGUAACUGAAUAGCUCAAGGAUACAUGUGAGCCAUCAACAUAUUCAUUAGCAAGUCCAAAGUGAUUUAUUUAUCUACAUCAUCGCACAUUCAUUGGUGUUGAGAGGAAGUGAUGCCCGCUGCCUCAAGCUGUGACUGCCCACACCUGGAGUGUGUCGGAGAGAUCACCAAGGAGGAACUUAUUCAGAAGUCUCACGGUCAGUGUCAGGACUGUAGAGUCGGAGGGCCAAACCUCUGGGCCUGCCUGGAAAAUGGCUGUGCUUACAUUGGCUGUGGAGAGUCUCAUGGUGACCAUAGCACUGUCCACUCUGAGGAGAUGCGUCACAACCUGACGGUGAACCUGACCACGCUGCGUGUGUGGUGCUACGCCUGUGCCAAAGAGGUCUUCCUGGAGCGGAAGCUGGGCCCGCCCAACCUGCUGCCCAGCACUGCCCAGCCCAUUUCCCUGCCACAGAGCACCAGCCAGGAGCCCGGGGCCCCGGUCAGCCCGGCCGCCUUAAGAGUGCCCCCCACCGGGGUAGCUGAUGAUCUGGACAUGGAGACAGAGGAAGAGGACGAUGUGAGAGCCAGAGGUUUGACUGGCCUGAAGAACAUCGGCAACACCUGCUACAUGAACGCUGCCCUACAGGCACUCUCCAACUGCCCUCCUCUUUCUCAGUUCUUCCUGGACUGUGGAGGUCUCGUCCGGACGGACAAGAAGCCAGCGCUGUGUAAGAGCUACCAGAAGCUCAUCGCUGACCUGUGGCACAAGAACAGGCCUGCCUUUGUUGUUCCCACGAACCUGUUCCAGGGAAUCAAGACAGUUAAUCCAAUGUUCCGGGGAUACUCCCAGCAGGAUUCACAGGAGUUCCUUCGCUGCCUGAUGGACCAGCUCCACGAGGAGCUGAAAGAGACAUUGGUGGAGCUGGAGGAUGGGGGUGGGCCGGGGGCGGGGACAGGCGUGGGGUCCAAUAGCAGCCCCGACGAGGACGACCGCAGUCACUCAGAUGGCGACUACCAGUCGUGCGAGUCCUGCGGAAGCGGCGAGGGCACACAAUGCCUGGGCGAGUCUGACGAGGCAGACACCCUCAUCGGCAGCGAGGAGCUGGCGAAGAGCAGCCGCGAGUGGCAAAGCGAGAAGAACCUCAUCAACGAGCUGCACCGCACCGGCACCCACGGACACCUGGACAAGGACGUGGACACCGCCAGCGAGGACAGGGCCAUCAUCAGCUGCCAGGGGGCCAUCAAGCAGGGCAGGGCUGCAGACUCUAACCCGGAAAUCCAGGUCAGCAACAACGCCAGGCCGCAGAGCCCCAGUGGCAACGAGGGGCUCGUCCCCAAACUCUCCAGCAGCCAGCCCAAAUCCAGCCCCAUGUGGUCUCCCCUCAGCUCCACCCACAAGAAAGUAGCCUCAUUCACGCCCCUGAAGAGCAAACACCAGAGGAAGUACCGGAGCGUCAUCUCUGAUGUGUUUGAUGGCACCAUCAUCAGCUCCGUGCAGUGCCUGACCUGCGACAGGGUGUCCGUUACCCUGGAGACCUUCCAGGACAUAUCUCUGCCCAUCCCUGGCAAGGAGGACCUGGCCAAGCUGCACUCGUCCUCGCACCAGACAGCGCUGGUCAAGGCGGGCUCCUGUGGCGAGGCUUACGCAGCGCAGGGCUGGAUCGCCUUCGUCUUGGAGUACAUCAAGAGCUGGUUCUGGGGCCCUGUGGUCACACUUCAAGACUGUCUGGCUGCCUUCUUUGCUCGAGACGAACUGAAAGGGGAUAACAUGUAUAGCUGUGAAAAGUGCAGGAAAUUGCGGAAUGGAGUCAAGUUCUGCAAAGUUCAGAGUCUUCCAGAGAUCUUGUGCAUCCACCUGAAGCGUUUCCGGCAUGAGUUGAUGUUCUCCACCAAGAUCGGCACGCAUGUCUCCUUCCCACUGGAUGGCCUGGACCUGCAGCCCUUCCUGGCCAAGGAGAGCUCUGCCCAGACCACCACCUACGAUCUGCUCUCUGUCAUCUGCCACCACGGCACCGCCAGCAGUGGACACUACGUAGCCUACUGCCGGAAUGACCUGAACAAGCUGUGGUACGAGUUUGAUGACCAGAGUGUGACGGAGGUGUCAGAGUCAUGUGUUCAGAAUGCAGAGGCCUAUGUUCUCUUCUACAAGAAGAGCAGUGAGGAAGCACAGAAGGCCAGGCGCAGGGUGACAGCACUGCUUGGUGUGACGGAGCCCAGUCUGCUGCAGUUCUAUGUCUCACGCCAGUGGCUCAACAAGUUCAGAACCUUUGCUGAACCAGGGCCUAUCUCCAACCAUGACUUCCUGUGCCUCCAUGGAGGUGUGCCUCCACACAAGGCCGCGUACAUCGAUGACCUUGUCCUGAUGCUCCCCCAGAAUGUCUGGGACCAUCUGUACAGCAGGUAUGGGGGAGGCCCCGCUGUCAACCACCUGUACGUCUGCCACACCUGCCAGAUGGAGAUUGAGAAGCUGGAGAAGAGGCGAAAGAAUGAGCUGGACAUGUUUGUCAGGCUGAAUAAAGCAUUUCAGGAGGAGGAUGCACCCGUGGUCAUCUACUGUAUCAGCAUGCAGUGGUUCAGGGAAUGGGAAGCCUUUGUCAAAGGCAAAGACAAUGAUCCUCCAGGGCCAAUUGAUAACUCAAAAAUUGCUGUGAACAAGAAUGGGCAUAUCAUACUCAAGCAAGGCGCCGACUCGGGACAAAUCUCAGAGGAGACCUGGAACUUCCUGCACUCCAUCCAUGGGGGUGGGCCCAUGGUGACAGUGCGGCCUAAUGUUAGCCAUCAGGAGGCAGAUGUGUCCCAGGCCGAAGAGAAGAUUGAGAUGGAGACACGCACCGUGUAGCGAUUCUGGCUUGCGGACUGAAAAACAUCUAUUUUUGUUUUUUUGCACUUGCCUUUUUUUCGUUAAGCAUUUGAGCAAAGGGCCUGGCCAUGCCUCACACCACACACACACCCCUUUAAAUCUUAAUUUCCUAUGUGACCAUUCCUUGCAGCAGACAAUGUGGAAUAAAUGUUUGUAUAUACAGUACUGUCUAUCCACAUCCUUCUGACAUGGCCAGUUAGAUAUAAAGGGUAAAUAUGUACAAUACCCCUUGCUGGAUACUUUAUAUUAAAACAUAAUUAAUCAUAUUGAAUACUGUUUAGCUGCAUAAUGGGGGUCUAAACACCAUUCUCUUCUGAUGGUUAGAUGACCAGUUCUGGUUACUUCCUGCUCCAACCCAUGCCACUAUCAGCAAACCAGUGAAAUAUGAUGAGUAAAGCAAGAAAAUGUUGCUUAUUGCUCCUUUAAGGCAAACUCCCCAAACCACCUAGACAUUUGGGUAUUGCACACAUUUGGUGACAAAUGUACCCUUUGUCAGCAAAUAGACAAUAACUGUCUAUUAAUUCCUCUCUAUAUAACUGAACAUAUCGAAGAAUUACCAUGCAUAAUGCUGUAUAUAUCGUCGGUUAAAAGGAAAAUAUUUGUAGAAGUAGAUGACAAUUCCCCAUUCUUCCUGAGAUUACGAAGGGAUCUGAAGUGCUUUGUAGUCUCAGGAAAGAAGAAUUUCCAUUUUGCACUGUUCAGUAGGCUCAAGCACUGCAUGUUUCAGUACUGAUAUCUGAUUUAUACCUGAAUGUACUAGCACUUAAAGAACAGAAGUCUGCGUUGUAUGUUAUUUAUUGCAAAGGGGUAUGUUUGUAGACUUUUUUUAUUUCAGCAAUCCAAACCUGGUCAGAGUGCAUGCGUGUAGGAAAGAUGUGCGCACGGAACGAGUCCUAGUCAUUUCUGUGAAGCUCCACUUGCUCGCAUGUAGAGACAGAGUUGCUCUGUUGAACACGAUACACAUUUGAACACACAGCUGUCUUGUCUAACAUGUAUGUCAAAAUUACAUAGGGAUCUGUCAUCUAUUUAAAGUUGGUUAUUUUAUGUAUAUAGUAUGACAUUUUAUUUCUAAAUUGCUUAUUGAUGGGAAGGAUAAAUGCUGUACCUGUACUUUGAAAAAAACAAAUGUAUUUGAGGAAUGAUUCCAAAACAUGUCAAUUUUUGUUUUGGUUGGCUGAUAUUAAAAACAAUUAUUCAGUGAAAAA
Messenger RNA from Electrophorus electricus (electric eel), 4170 nucleotides. RefSeq names its product ubiquitin specific peptidase 33 (gene usp33). The record is from RefSeq and is a predicted model, not a curated record. NCBI's taxonomy places the organism in Eukaryota, Metazoa, Chordata, Actinopteri, Gymnotiformes, Gymnotidae. Gene Ontology annotation, biological process: protein deubiquitination. Gene Ontology annotation, molecular function: cysteine-type deubiquitinase activity; zinc ion binding.